UAAAAGAAUUUUUUAUCUGUAACUGCUUAGAUAUUAUUAAAACAAAACAUUGGUAACAAAAAAAUUGGAAAGAAACGUUCCGCUUGCAUGCUCGGCAUAAUCAUACAUUACUGCGACGCACAUGUGUCAUUUCCAUAGUAACGGCGUACAUUUAACAUGUAAACAGAAAGUUAAGAGUUAAUCGGUUCCAAGUACUGUUGUAUUUAUCGAGAUAUUUGCCGCUAGAAAAAGUGGAAUAAGAAUUCAGUUUCAUAAUAUGUCAGUGAAUGGUCAGUUUUUCUUGUCUAUUACCGGUUCCAUCGAGCAUGCAGAGUUUUACGAUGUUGAUAACGCGUACUGCAAGUACGGCUUUCAUUUCGGACCGGAAUGGAGCGUAGUCGCGGGAAUCGAAGAGGGUCUGACACAAAUGUGCAAAUGCAGCAACAACCCAAGAAAUCUUGCCGUUUGGAAUUUUCCCCUGGAUGUUACAUUCAAAAGCACAAAUCCACAUGGAUGGCCGCAGCUUGUCAUAUCAAUUUACGGAUUGGAUUUUUUCGGUCAUGAUAUCAUAAGAGGAUAUGGAGUAUGCCAUUUGCCUUUAAAAACAGGGCAUCAUGAAAAAAGGGUAUCGAUCUAUGUACCGGAGUCAUCGUCCAUGCUGCAGCAUUUCGUGGAGUGGUUAACUGGCAGGAGACCGGAAUUAAUUGAUCCCGCCAUACUGGCAUCCGGCGGCGGCAGAGAACGUAAGGAAAUGCACCGAGACGUUUCUCUUACUCGCAUGAGGGUCGAGGGAGUCAUUACUGUAACGUUCAACAUCGUUUUGAAGGAUUUAUACAAGUUAGGUUACGACAACGGUGAGAAAUGGAAGAAAUGAUGAAGCAACCGUAAACUCCCUCAACUUGGAAAGGAUUAUCUCGCCAAGGGAUUAUUUUAUCAAAGUGCUAUAAUACUAGACUUUAUAAAUAAUAUUCUGAUGAGUAAUCGGGGUGUGAUUUUUCCGUAUAAUCCAUCUUCCCAUUUUCUUUAACGUCCGCAGCACUGAAGCAGAAGUAAGGGAAUUAAGAGCAUAUUUCCGCGUUAAUGGGCAUCCUGUGUAAAAAAGAGAAAACAGGCUAAUCCUCCGAGAGGAACUUAUUAAAUUUCACGUAGGUUUAAUCCGUGAGAUGAUUCCAGAUGCUUCAGUACGGCGGUGACGUGGCAGUCGCGAUAAAUGUUACGGAAAAAUAGAUAAUAGUGUCGUCCUCUCGAAAGGGGAUUAAACUGUCGUUUACGCGAAAUACCUUACCGGCCGCACCGGAAAAGCUGCCCGUGGCAGCCUUCGAUUUUCCGCGCGAUUACAGCUGACCGAAGCAUCCGUUUUACAUAUCGUUGAAUAUUACGUUCGAGAUUUUAUCGAACGGCGAUGAGUGCAUUGCACUUUACUACAAGGAAAACGAGCGAUUCAAGGAUUUACGCACAAAAAUGCAAAUAUCCAUUUUGUCAUGUCACAAAAAUAUAAAUGUCAGUGUUAUUUAUAAUGUAUCCAAUUUACAUAUAUGUAUAUACAGUGGUGGUAAAAAAUUCAAGAAUAUGAUCUAUUUAGAAUCAAUAAAAUGACUGAUAUAUUCGCCAAUGUAUCUAUAUGAGUCAUUUUAUCGAACGGCGAUGAGUGCAUUGCACUUUACUACAAGGAAAACGAGCGAUUCAAGGAUUUACGCACAAAAAUGCAAAUAUCCAUUUUGUCAUGUCACAAAAAUAUAAAUGUCAGUGUUAUUUAUAACGUAUCCAAUUUACAUAUAUGUAUAUACAGUAGAGGUAAAAAAUUCAAGAAUAUGAUCCAUUUAGAAUCAAUAAAAUGACUGAUAUAUUCGCCAAUGUAUCUAUAUGAGUCAUUUUAUCGAACGGCGAUGAGUGCAUUGCACUUUACUACAAGGAAAACGAGUGAUUCAAGGAUUUAUGCACUAAAAUGCAAAUAUCCAUUUUGUCAUGUCACAAAAAUAGAAAUGUCAGUGUUAUUUAUAAUGUAUCCAAUUUACAUAUAUGUAUAUAUAGUAGAGGUAAAAAAUUCAAGAAUAUGAUCCAUUUAGAAUCAAUAAAAUGACUGAUAUAUUCGCCAAUGUAUCUAUAUCAGUUAUUUUAUUCAUUCUAAAUAGAAAAUAAAAACUAUAAAUAUUACA
Molecule: messenger RNA, 2135 nt
Organism: Linepithema humile (Argentine ant)
Lineage: Eukaryota; Metazoa; Arthropoda; Insecta; Hymenoptera; Formicidae
Source: RefSeq, a predicted model, not a curated record